AUGAUGAAUAGAAGUUGCGUAUUGCAAAAGAGACUUCUUUUCUUUGCUGUUUUUGUGUGUUACAACUCUGGUGGCAGCCACGGCCGAUCGGGUAUAUCACACUGUUCGGUCCAAGCCUUUCACAUCGGCCCGUAUCCAACUCAAAGGGUAUCAUCAUCGAUACGGUCGCAGGCGUUCGACGAGCGCAAAGAGAGAAGGCAUGCCUUGUAUGCGGAAAAUGAAAGCUCGGAUACGGAGAGUAGUCCCCCAUCGCAACUUGAAGACACGGAUACCGACAUGGAGGUUGACCCCCGAAAGCUUCAAAUGGAGCUCGACUCAAUGAUGGAACCAUCACCGACACUGUUUGGUUUGGAAAAGAAACCCAUGACCGAGGAGCAGCUGAAAAUUCCUCUUUUCACGGGCAGCAUUGUUUUACUUUCCAGCAUGGUAUUAACGUUUUACGGGUUCUAUGUAUUCUUCACCGGAAGCGACCCGGCUCACGAUGUGCCGCUCUUUUGA
Phaeodactylum tricornutum CCAP 1055/1 is the source of this 498-nucleotide messenger RNA. RefSeq lists its product with no specific name. The transcript has a single exon. The record is from RefSeq and is a predicted model, not a curated record. The coding region runs from base 1 to 498 and encodes 165 amino acids. NCBI's taxonomy places the organism in Eukaryota, Bacillariophyta, Bacillariophyceae, Surirellales, Neidiaceae.